UGGCAGCUAUUACGGUUGUAUCUACUCCUUCCAAACUUCUCACCCAACACCAAAAUUUUCAUUUCAUUAUUUCAUCACAUUCAUUCCAAUUUCCAGAUCCAUCUAUUGUUUUCCCAUUUUCUUUUUUCUUAUGUAAAUUAAUUGCUUCCCCCCUUGAUAAAUAAGUACCAUAAUCUCUCCACACUAACACAAUCAUUAAUUAAUUUGAUUUGAUGGCACAGCCCAAUUCCGGCACCUGCAAGUACGUGAAAUUAGUGUACCAUUAUUUCAUGAAGCAUUUCUUAGCAUUGUGCCUAAUCCCUCUCAUUGCCUUCACAUUGCUGAAUAUAUGGGGAGAUUUCGAGAGGUUGUAUCUGGGUCUCAAGUAUAAUCUCGCGAGUGUUUCGAUUUUCUCGGGCGUGGUGGCAUUCGGGUUGAUGGUCGGGUUGAUGACCCGGCCCAGAUCCGUUUACCUAGUGGACUACGCUUGCUACCGCCCGCCCGAUGAGCUCCGGGCCGAGUUCCGCAAGUUCAUGGACCACUCGCGACUCACGGGCGACUUCGACGAGUCGUCGCUCGAGUUCCAAAGGAAGAUUCUAGAACGCUCCGGGCUCGGGGAGGAGACGUACCUCCCCUCGGCCCUCCACCGCAUCCCGCCGCAGCCGUCGAUGUCCGCCGCGCGCGCCGAGGCCGAGCAGGUGAUGUUCGGCGCGCUGGACAGCCUCUUCCGCGGCACCGGCGUCCGGCCGAAGCAGAUCGGGGUUCUGGUGGUGAAUUGCAGCCUUUUUAAUCCGACGCCGUCGCUGUCCGCCAUGAUCGUCAACAAAUACAAGCUCCGCGGCAAUGUGAAGACCUUCAAUUUGGGCGGGAUGGGGUGCAGCGCGGGCUUAAUCGCCGUCGAUCUGGCGAAGGACAUGCUUCAGCUCCACCGCAACACCUACGCCGCCGUGGUGAGCACCGAGAACAUCACGCAGAAUUGGUACUUCGGCAACAAGAAAUCGAUGCUGAUCCCCAAUUGCCUCUUCCGAAUGGGCGCCUCCGCCGUCCUCCUCUCCAAUCGCCGCUCCGAUCGGCGCCGAUCCAAAUACAAAAUCCUCCACGUCGUCCGGACUCACAAAGGCGCCGACGACACCGCCUUCAGAUGCGUGUACCAGGAGCAGGACGACGACAUUAAUCAAAACCCGAAAAUUAGGAAGAUCGGAGUCUCGCUGUCCAAGGAUCUGAUGGCGAUCGCCGGAGACGCGCUGAAAUCGAACAUCACGACGCUGGGGCCGCUGGUGCUGCCGGUGAGCGAGCAGCUGCUGUUUUUCAUGACAUUGAUCGCGAGGAAGAUCGUGAACCCGAAGAUCAGGCCGUACAUACCGGAUUUCAAGAUGGCGUUCGACCACUUCUGCAUCCACGCGGGCGGGCGGGCCGUGAUCGACGAGCUCCAGCGGAGCCUGCGGCUGGAUCCGGUCCACGUGGAGGCGUCGCGGAUGACUCUGCAUAGAUUCGGGAAUACUUCGUCCAGCUCCAUUUGGUACGAGCUGGCGUACAUAGAGGCCAAGGGGCGGGUGAGGAAGGGGCAGCGGGUGUGGCAGAUUGCGUUCGGGAGUGGUUUUAAGUGCAACAGCGCCGUUUGGGAGGCGCUGCGCAAUGUGGGGCCGUCCCCCGAUAGCCCGUGGUUCGACUGUAUUCACCGUUACCCGCUCGACCUGGUCCAGUGACCGGAAGUUCACACAAAUUACUCUAUUUUAAGUUAUGUUUUUUUUUUUUAUAUUCGGACUGUUCCAUCAAAGUCAUAUUUGUAAAAUUUGACGUGUUGAAUAUGUGUGCGGUGUAUGUAAAUGGUUUGCUUUUGGUUAUUGCAAUGGGAUUUAUAAAUUAUAAUGUCAA
Molecule: messenger RNA, 1854 nt
Organism: Salvia hispanica
Lineage: Eukaryota; Viridiplantae; Streptophyta; Magnoliopsida; Lamiales; Lamiaceae
Source: RefSeq, a predicted model, not a curated record